Plasmodium knowlesi strain H is the source of this 1356-nucleotide messenger RNA. Its product is annotated as conserved Plasmodium protein, unknown function. Bases 1 to 1356 code for a protein of 451 amino acids. The record is from RefSeq and is a predicted model, not a curated record. NCBI's taxonomy places the organism in Eukaryota, Apicomplexa, Aconoidasida, Haemosporida, Plasmodiidae. The transcript has a single exon.
AUGAACGCGGAAAAUGAUCAAGGGGAACAAGUUUUAAAUCGCAAAUGCUCCAAAAGAAAUUUUGAAGAAUUGAAAUCAUUUGAUAGUGUUGAAUUAUUAAGCGAUCUCCCUUCAACGUCUUCGAACAAGAGAGGUAAAGUACACCACUCAGGGGGAAAAAGUGAAGAUAAUUUUUCUGAUGAGUCAUGUCAUUUUAAUCUCUGUCCAAAAGGAAAGAGAAAGUUGGAAGAAAAUUCUCAAGAAAUAACGAAAGAAAAAAAAAAAAAAAAAAUUACCGAAAUUGAAAAGAGCUAUUACAACUUUGUUAAUGGCAACGAUGAAGGCGCCAUAUCGAACUCCUUAAAUGAGUUUGCCCCGGAGAAAUCCAACCAAAAGAAGCAAAGCGCAUACCAGUUAGAGAAAAAUGAGGAGGGAGUCACCCCCCUGCACACUGCCAUAUCGAAUGAUGAAUUGAUCCAACAGGAUGAGCAGUUGUCCAAGGGGAGGGAACUCAGUCAGUUGGCAAUUAUCCCGUUUGAAGGGGAGUACAGAAACAGCGCAUUCAAUUGCAAAUCAGAGAGGAGCAGUUACAUCAGCCAUGGCAAUAGCCACAUGGGUAUUGGUGUACGAGACGCAAAUGACGUGAAGAAUAUUUUCCACCUCUUAUCCAAAAAAGACAUUUUCUACAAAAAUUUAAUUAAAAAUAAAAUAAAAAGUAACAAACCGCUAAUGAUCAAGUGCGACAAUUUGAGUUUCAUUUUAAACAGAAAUAACUAUGGGGGGAGUUCCUUCCCUAAUCAGUUCGUCCCGAAUGAUAAAACAUCGCAUUUUGAUGAAAACCAUCACUUUGCUAACGCUGGGAUGCAAUCCUCUACAAUAUUCGAAGACACAAAGCCUGAACAAAAUCUACACCAUAUGAACGACGAAGGAAAUGUUCCGCUCUUUUUCACUUCGCUUAAUGAAGAUUCUUCCACCACAGGCAUAAGAUCCAACAACGAAGUUCCUAUUUUGAGAACACACAAUAAUGCAAAAUCCAAUUUGGACACACCUCUUGAUCCUAUCAUUCCGAACGUGAAAAUGAACAUGAGUGAGAAUGCUGUGAGGAAUAUCAGUCCAUACCCCACCGUUUAUCCCCCUGAUAUUUUGAACCAAGAUGAUGGGAAUUAUUUCUCCCCAGAUAAGACAGCGCAAAAUAAUGAAGUCCAUAUAUAUAACCAACAUGAUUGCACAAAUUAUUACAUUCCAGACCAAACUGAUAAUUUUAAUACCGUCCUUAUGAGCGAAAAUCAGAAUAGUUCUGAAAGCAUGGGGAACAUGAAUUCCUUGAAUGAUGUUGGAAAUUAUUAUCAGGCCAAUGAUUAUAAUGCUUACCAAUGA